Acytostelium subglobosum LB1 is the source of this 1557-nucleotide messenger RNA. RefSeq lists its product as hypothetical. Gene Ontology annotation, biological process: protein phosphorylation. The record is from RefSeq and is a predicted model, not a curated record. Gene Ontology annotation, molecular function: ATP binding; protein kinase activity. The coding region runs from base 1 to 1557 and encodes 518 amino acids. The transcript is spliced from 4 exons. Lineage: Eukaryota; Evosea; Eumycetozoa; Acytosteliales; Acytosteliaceae.
AUGUCAGAAUUAUGUGCAACAUGUAAUAAGACGAUUAAUUCGUCGAGGAUUAGAGCAAAGGGAAAGUUAUUCCACGAGGAAUGCUUUGUUUGCACACAAUGUCAAGUGUCAUUGGAUUGCUUCUUUUACAAGGAUGGCAAACUCUACUGCGAUACAUGUGAGGUCACUCUCUUUGCCAAGCGUUGUGACAAGUGUACCAACAUUAUACAAAACACCGUAGUCAAUGUUCGUGGAAAGAACUACCAUCCAGAUUGUUUCACAUGUCAUAGAUGUACAUCAAUCAUUAGCAAAGGAUUCCUAUAUAUUGAAGGCAACUUUGUUUGCAACAAAUGUGACGCGAGUCAUGUAGAGGGUAGUCCAUCAUUGAGUAGACCUACAUCGACACCUUCAACUCCACCUACAGUUACAAUAUCUGUAUCAGCAUCGACAGACACUUUGUCAGAAUAUCCAUAUACAUCAUCUACAACUUCUUCACCUGCAAGUUCUGCACCUUCAUCACCCGCACCAUCUAGACCGACUUCAACACAACUACAGCCACCAACACCAUCGUCAACAUCAACAUCAACAAACAAUUCACCAUCUGCUUCACCGCAGCUUUCUAGACCUUCGCGGCCAACUAGUCAACAACUUUUGCAGCCGAUCGAGAAGUUCGUACCGAUGAUCAAUGGCAAGUCCAUGCCAGAACUACUGCGACAAUACUCCUUCGAUGAUAUUCUAUCAAAUGUGCUCACCAACAAGAUCAUCGUUCACAAAGAGAUCAAGAUGGAGGAGUUACAAAUGAAUGAGGUGAUCGCCGCCGGUGCCUCUGGAAAGGUACAUCGUGGAGUCUACAAAGGAAGAGACGUUGCAAUCAAGGUAUACAGUGUCGACAAUCUCUGCUUCAGUCGAGAGGAGUUUGAUCGCGAGGUAUCAAUCAUGAGUCUUCUGAACCAUGAAUGCUUCACCGAGUUCUAUGGAGCCAACACAGAGAAUAGCAAGUGUCUGUUGCAUCUUAGUGAGUUUGUAAAGGGAGGUACUCUGCGGGACCUGCUACUCAACAAGGAUGUCCAACUGUCCUUUGUACAAAAGUUGUCAUUGGCACUGGAUGUGGCCAAUGCCAUGGAGUACCUUCAUUCGCUGGGCGUCAUCCACAGAGAUUUAAAGAGUGGAAAUGUAUUGGUCACAGAGGAGAUGAGAGCCAAGGUCAUUGACUUUGGCACCAGCAGAGCGAUCGAUCCAUCGAAGCAAAUGACACUGAAUCUAGGUACUAGUUGUUGGAUGGCACCCGAAGUGUUUAGGAAUGAACCCUACACCGAACUAUGUGACGUCUACUCCUUUGGCAUUGUACUCUGGGAGAUAUUCUGUCGCAAGGAUCCAUACGAUGGUGUCAACAGUUGGUCCAUACCAGUUAUGGUGACCAAAGGUGAGCGACCUCAAAUCCCAUCCGACUGUCCAAGUGACUAUUGUAAAUUGAUCAAAGAAUGUUGGGUGGACAAGGCAAAGAAGAGACCAAGGUUCAAGGAGAUCAAGACAAAGUUGACAAAGAUGCAUGGAAAGCUAUCAAAGACAAAGAAGUAA